Molecule: messenger RNA, 851 nt
Organism: Chinchilla lanigera (long-tailed chinchilla)
Lineage: Eukaryota; Metazoa; Chordata; Mammalia; Rodentia; Chinchillidae
Gene: Cfap299
Product: chromosome unknown open reading frame, human C4orf22
Exons: 6
Coding region: 40-741 (233 amino acids)
Source: RefSeq, a predicted model, not a curated record
GCUGCUGUCGCUAAGGACGCUUCGAUCCCAGCAACCACGAUGGACCAGGACGAGGGGCUGACCAGCGUGGACAACAUCGUCACACAGUUCAACACCUAUGAGGAUUUCCUCGACUCGCAGAUCACCACCGUGGACCUGUACUACCUGGAGGAUGAAAGCUUGGCCCGCCAGUUGGUGGAGCUAGGCUACCGGGGGACUGGAGAGAUUCUGAAAAGGGAAGAUUUCGAAGCAAGAAAGGCAGCUAUAGAGAUUGCAAGACUGGCUGAAAGAACUCAGAAAAAGACACUAACCAGUGCUGGUAAAGACCUGCAGGAUAGUUUUCUGAAGGCUCUGGCUGUGAGGGAAGAAGACAAUCGCAACGGGAAAGUGAGCUCUGUGAUCUUCAUUCGUGACAAAAAUUCUUAUGGACAAGAAGUGUCAGGAUACAUUGACUAUGCUGACAGACUAAAGACUGAAGAUUUUGAAGUCUACUUUAAUGGGAAAAAAAGACUCCUUCCAAGACCUACAGAUCUGAGCUUUUACAACUGGGACAGUCAGAUAGCUGUUUGUAAUUCAAGUCCCAAUUAUCAGGUGAUUGAUGAUAAUCCAAAUGGCUUACUCUUCAAAUAUAAAAAAGACAGAAAAAUUCUCAAUGUGGAUCCAAAGGACCAUCCAGGAGACAACUCUACCAGAAUGUCCAUCCAGACAGACCUCUACACACAAGCUGUCAUUUUUGACCACAUCUCCAGAAGGAAGACUUAAGCACCAACACCCUAGAUGGUUUCCUUAUUGCUUGCUAAUUUUAGACAAAUUCUGUACUUAGCAACCAAUUAGAAUCAUAAAUGAGUCCUAUAGCUGGAAGGCAAAUUAAA